Messenger RNA from Schistosoma curassoni, 1193 nucleotides. The record is from the annotation of a GenBank genome assembly. Lineage: Eukaryota; Metazoa; Platyhelminthes; Trematoda; Strigeidida; Schistosomatidae.
UUGAAAUCAAAGCGCCUGUUUUCACUCUUGCGUUUCAGUCAGAUGGGCGAGAACUUUAAGUCGGAAGAUAUACUUGGAUUUAAACUUGAUAGAUGUAUUUCCGAUACCUUGAUUAAGACAGGUGCUGGUUUAUUUGGGGGAAUCAUAUUUUCUGUGGUGCUUGCUAAAAGUAAGUUCCUGUAUUAUAUAACUUGCCUAGGGCGUCCAUGGCCACUUAUCUUCGGGACUGGUUUUGGUCUCGGGAUGGGGAUUUCCAAUUGUAAUAAUGACUUUAAACAACCACUUCCUUUAGUUUCUCACCGUAUUGUGGUAAGUUUUUCUGACCUUCAUUGUGGAUCGUUUCAGAGUUCAAAUCAAGUUCCGGAUGAAAAGAUAGACACAUAGUAUGAUGGAACAACACUUCUAGUCUGUAUUUAAACCAAAUUGUAUUUUUAGAAAUGACUUUCCACUCGUAGAUUGUUAUGUGAAUAAAGUAUAUUCUAAAACUCCAAGUUCUGUUUAGAUCUAAUUAGUAUUAUUGUAACAUGUUUGGGGUGCAUGUAUGGGUUUCUUAUUUUUACUACACCAAGCGAAGUGCGUGUCAUGCAUAAAUAAGCCCUAUUUUAUCCAUAGUUAGCCUGUCAAAAUAAUUUUAAUAAUUAGUUUUGGCUGGUUUUGUUGUUUGGUCACUUUCGACUCAUAUGGAGAAAUUCAAACACUUCACUUCUAUCUGAAGUUUGUGCUGAUGAUGUCGUUCAGGAGAAAGAUGAAAGCUCCACGACCAAACCAUCCAGCUCAGAGAACAAAACUCCACCAAAAUCAUCCACCUGAGCUACAAAUCUUCUCCACCAUCUCACUUUCGACUCAUUGUUACGCCUUUGUUUAAUGUGUUUGUUUUGCAAACAAUGUAGGCCAGCAGAUCAUCAAAGGCAUUGUUUUGACGUUGGUAUUUUACAAUCCGAUGACACGAUAACUUGUAAUAGGCUUUUAAGUAAAAUUAUUUUAACUCAUCUAUGCUCCAUUACUUAGAUUUUAAUAAUACUUGAAGGCAUAAUGCGAGUGGGGAAAAAUUUAUUGGACCGGAUUUGCCUUAGCAUCAGAUGCAAAUUCAGAUUUAUGUAUGAAGGAAAGAAGCUCGAAAGCAUGACCUAGUUCUCCAGGAUACUUCUGUAUGUCUGAUAUUCUCUUAAGUUAACUACCGGUCGACCCGAAGA